Messenger RNA from Psilocybe cubensis, 564 nucleotides. RefSeq lists its product as uncharacterized. The transcript is spliced from 4 exons. The record is from RefSeq and is a predicted model, not a curated record. The coding region runs from base 1 to 564 and encodes 187 amino acids. NCBI's taxonomy places the organism in Eukaryota, Fungi, Basidiomycota, Agaricomycetes, Agaricales, Agrocybaceae.
AUGACGACCAACACCACACCAUCUUGGCCCUCCUUAUACAAUCCUGGACGAGAAAUCAUACAUAUUGAGCACAAUGAACCUAUACAACCUGGCGGAGCUUAUCUUUAUAACGCAAACGAUAUUUUCAGAUUCACUCUCUACUGGACUUUAAUUUUCUACACGCCUAUAUUUCUGGUUUGCGGACUGUAUGCCUUUUGGAAUUACUCGUUUCCACCGCCUACACGGCGAGCGUCUCGAGGCUCUCGCGAUUCGUACCAACUUUCUUCAAUGUUUUCUACCCAACCAUUUUUAGACGCGGACACCCCAUCCUUGCAACCGACCAAACCUCCCAAAACGAACGAACGAAGAUCGAGAGUUGCAUUUGCAAUCAUAAUCUUGUUCACAUUUUUAUUGUUGAGCGUUGCAGGAGCUGUCAUUGGGUCUGCAAUUAUGGGGUUCGUUAUGGCCGGUUUAUUCAAUGCGGCACAUUUCAAUAUGUCGACAUGGAUACCAUUCUUGCUUGCUAUCAUGCAGGUUGUAGUGGGCCUUUUGAGCAUAUGGCCGUCAAUUGUGGAAAUCAUCUGA